UGGUGAACGGAAUCAAAACUGGGCGAUGAAUUGCAAGUCUUCUUGGGACAUAACUCUACAUCAACAUCAACAGUAAGCCAGAGUGGCCUCCCGUUACUGUCGCUGGUGUGUAGCAAUGGCUCGUCUGCUAGUGGGACGCCUUGCAUUAGUAACAGGUGGUGGCAGUGGCAUUGGUCGUGCUGUGUGCCAGGCAUUGGCUAAGGAAGGGGCUGCAGUAGCUGUUGCAGAUGUUAACAGGCAGCAGGCUGAUGAAACGGUGUCACUUCUUGACUCAGGAGUCAAAAGUCAAGCAUAUGCAGUUGAUGUGUCCUCACGGGAAAGCGUGACUGCGAUGCUGUCGUCAGUGUGCAAGGACUUUGCAGUUCCUCCAUGUAUUGCUGUCAAUUCUGCUGGCAUUGCACGAGACAACUUCUUGCUAAAGCUGGAUGAAAAAUCUUUUGAUGAUGUCAUCAACGUAAAUUUAAAAGGCACAUUUCUAGUCAACCAAGCAGUGUCCAGAGCUAUAGUAGAUGCAAAACUAAAGACAGCUUCAAUCAUCAAUAUAUCCAGUAUUGUUGGCAAGACAGGUAACCUGGGUCAGGCCGCCUAUGCAGCAUCCAAAUCUGGUGUGAUAGGUUUCACUAAGACUGCAGCCAAAGAACUUGCUAGGUUCAACAUUAGGGUCAACACCAUCCUUCCAGGGUUCAUUGAGACACCAAUGACACAAGUGGUGCCAGAGAAGGUCAUGAACAUGAUUUUAUAUGUCACACCACUCCAGCGUAUGGGAAAACCUGAAGAGAUAGCUGAUGCCUGCGUAUUUUUGGCAUCCGACAAAAGUAGCUUCAUCACAGGUGCAGUUUUGGAAGUAACAGGGGGGCUGAAUAUGUAAUAUGUGGGAUCCACCCAGAAUAUGACUGGCGCUAACCACACAAGUAAAGGACCAGAGGCUUAAAAGGAAAACUGAUGAUGAUGAGGAGGAAGAGGAUAAUAAGGAUUGGAUGAGGAUUAGUAGAUGAUGUUCAAGUGUUCUUCUACGCUUGUGAUCAGACCUUUCAUGAGAGGGCUUGGAUACUUCCCAGAUAUGUACCCGUCAGCUUAAUGACAGGAGAUUUGUGCUUUGUCGUUUAUACAGGGAUGGUGUUUGUGCGCGUGCGUUCACAUGCCAGAACAUUGACAAACUCUUACACUACUUUUACAAAUCUUUCCCUGUGUAUAACAGAUAAUAUUAUCGAGAAAUAAAAGAGAACUACCCUGAUAUGUUGUGUGCUGAAUAAAUAUGUACAAGAGGCAUGUC
Messenger RNA from Pomacea canaliculata, 1273 nucleotides. Its product is annotated as estradiol 17-beta-dehydrogenase 8-like. Gene Ontology annotation, molecular function: oxidoreductase activity, acting on the CH-OH group of donors, NAD or NADP as acceptor. NCBI's taxonomy places the organism in Eukaryota, Metazoa, Mollusca, Gastropoda, Architaenioglossa, Ampullariidae. The record is from RefSeq and is a predicted model, not a curated record. Bases 116 to 868 code for a protein of 250 amino acids. The transcript is spliced from 8 exons.